UGCGGAAACAAAGCCCGUCGGAGAGGCCGCGGUAUCCAAGAUGUCAAAACGCUCGAAGAGAAGGCUUACGUCGCACGAGAGCGACAUGCAGGCCAGAAAAACUAUCAUCGAGGCCGCCGAUGCGGAGCUGAAGAAUCGCAACAGGAUUCUCGUGGUGGUCGGAUUGGUGGUGGUGGCGUUCGUCGCCACUGGGGCCGGGCUCAUCUACUACUUCAGGCCGCAGGCCACGGAGGGGAGGAGGGUGGCCAUUUGCCACACCAGAGGCUGCAAACUGCACGGCAUGGUCGUCAGCAGGGCCAUCGACCACAACGUGGACCCGUGCGUUGACUUCUACAGCUACACGUGCGGGAAGUGGCAAGACACCCACGAAUCGGUCAUAGAUUCCCUGAUGGCUGAAAGCAUGAAAACUCUGAUCGAGGACCUGGAGGAAAAAGGCAAGCGCGUCACCGCAGCCGAGACGUUCUACGAUAGCUGUGUCAACGCUUCCAAGGAAAGGGAUACGAACCUGCAGCAGUUCCUCCAGUUCAAGGCUUCCUUGGGAUUGGUGUGGCCGGAGGAGCAACCCACGGAAAAGCUGCACCCACUCGACCUGAUGCUAGACCUGGCGAUGAGGUGGGACAUGAACUUCUUCUUCGACGUGAGCGCAAUCCAAAGUCAUGGUAGAUCCGUCCUUCUCAUAAGCCGCAGCCGCCUAAACACUGGCUGGAUGAAGCUCAUCUCGGAACCCUGGACUGACGCAGAGUACGCAAAAGUUGUGCAACAACACCUCAACGUCCUCAAUCAGUCUGCCGACGUGGACAUCAGCGUCCAAGAACUUCGCAAAAUCGAGGAAGCCAUCCUCGACAUCAAGUCCCGCUCACACCUCCGCGAUCUCAGUCAGGAGUGGUUCACAGCCAGCGUUCUUGAGAGCAAGACACCGUCGGUACCCUCCGGCAUGUGGCUCGAAAUGCUUGCCAAACACGACGAGCAGUUCACCUGGACGGCAAACUCCACGGUCAUAGUCGAUGACGUCGGUAUACUCACCAGCCUCGAGAAGCUGCUGUCGGAUCAUUCCCGCCACAAGCGCACACUUAUGAUCGGCUUGUCCUGGGUUUUCAUACACACUCACCUAUGGGCUGUCGUGGGCGAAGCAGAGCUGCGGUUCCGUAGUGACGUCAAGUGGCGGAUGAUGGAGGGCUGCGCGCAUUACGUCGAUAGCAAGCUGGGCGUAUUCAGCGCGCACAGGAUACUGAGCGAAAAGUUCGCCACUGUACCCGGGAACGUCAACAGCUUUUUGAAGCGGAUCAAAGAAAAGGCGAAGGAGCUGGUCAAAAACCUCACCUGGCCAGACCAGACCGUCAAGGAGGAGGUCUGGCUCAAGAUGGACCACAUGACCCGCAUUGUGCUGCCGCCGCCCGAGUUCUUUCGCGAAAAGAGCGAGCGGCAGCUGUACGCCUCGUUCACCGACGCGAUCACUAAGAAUUUCGUGGCGAACUUGGUCAGCACUUCGGUGAUACGCCGCAGGCUGCGAAACAACUCGCGCUUCGCAGAUACCUAUAGCAUGCGCUUCUUUCCACGCUACGGGCUCAGCAGGUACCUGUACCUUCCGAACAGGUUGCAGAUCGCAGCGGCCAGUCUGUACCCGCCGUUGUUCUACACGGAGGCUUCCUUAGCGAUUCUGUACGGCGCCUGGGGCUCGGUCGCAGCACGGGAGAUAAUGAAGGUGCUUGACGCAAAGGGAAUUGGUGUUGCGCACAACGGCAGCGAGGUUAAGUGGAUGACGGGUCCCUCCUCGUCACAAUCAGCUGCCGGGUACGUUGAGAAGACUGGCUGCAAGCUUGGCACCACCACGGGCCCCACCGAUGGGGAGCCCGUGGCCCUGAUUCCGGCCGUCACCGCUCUCGAGUUGUCUUACGCCGCCUUUAGAGACGCCGUGUCCACCGACUUUCGCGAUCUGGUGGACUUCAGGAUCCCACACCUGGAAGACUACAACGACGAGCAGGUGUUAUUUCUCACCUUCUGCUACGUACAGUGCGCCAAGAAACCGCCCAAGAAGGGAGACGAGUGCAACGUGCCGGCUAGAAACUUCCCACAUUUUGCAGCGGCGUUCAAUUGUAAGCCGGACACCCCGAUGAAUCCGGCCAAUAGGUGCACGUUAUUUGAUGUAGCUAGAAAACUAGUAUAACAAACAUAUUCUUUGAUUUACAUGAUCUUUAUUGCUUUUCUUCUGCCCUCGUUUUAGCUGCUGGACGACAUCGAUUCCGCAGUUGCCAAGCAGUCGCUACAGGCUUGCAUUUUGUCAACAUUAUUGCUUAUUCUUCUUAUUGCUUUGGACAUGGCAUGUUCCAUAUUAUAUGUUGGCGUUUGUUUACUUUACGGUUGUACCGUUAUAUCUUAAUAUAUGUUGAACUUUAAAAAUUGUGUGUUUGUGUGUGUGCGCGCGUGCGUGUGUGUGUGAGAAAGAGAGAGGGGGACAAACACUGAAACUAGAAAACCUAUGUGAAAAGUAAUUCUAAAUCAGAAUACUGUCGUACGAGUAAGUAGUCCAUUAUUUUUUAUGCCGUGCGCGCUACCUAGCACACGGCAUUCAUUGGCGAAAGGCGUGAGUGCAGGCUUCUUGUUAUCGUGCAAGUUCAAGCUGCGGCAUCCGAUGCGCUGUGUCUCGUCGUGACGAUAAAUGCGAAGAAACGUUGUGCUACGUUCGUUAGAGACACCGAACACAGGCUCUCAAUGUUCGACGGGCAGCGAAAUUAGUAAGUCGGAUGUUUAUAUAUACUAUAUGAUAACGUUGGUAGAUGCCGUGUCUGAUGUCUGUUGGAUAUGAAUACAUGGUGUCACAGGGAAUUGCGAAUAAUCUUGUGAAAAAUUCUUGUGAAUGUUCCUAUACCUUACAACUGUAUGCUGGCCAUAGUACCUUUCAUCCAUUUAAACAUGUUUGGUUUAUCCAGUUAUAUAGGUUGCAAUUAUUCUAGACGAAUAAAAGUGAAGUUG
Dermacentor andersoni is the source of this 2970-nucleotide messenger RNA. RefSeq names its product neprilysin-1-like. Gene Ontology annotation, molecular function: metalloendopeptidase activity. The record is from RefSeq and is a predicted model, not a curated record. Lineage: Eukaryota; Metazoa; Arthropoda; Arachnida; Ixodida; Ixodidae. Gene Ontology annotation, cellular component: plasma membrane. Gene Ontology annotation, biological process: protein processing.